CCUCGCAUCAACAACAAACUACAAAACCUUGCCGAUCACAAUGGCUUCAUCACUUCAGAUUGCGUCAGUCCUGGGGUUACUCAGUGUACUGUUUACGUCAUCACUGGCGGCCUUGACCCCCCUCAGUCCUUGCCCCAACAACUUCUUCUACGACGCCUUGUAUGACCUUGGAGCCGGCACUGUGUGUAACAGCAAUCACGUGACCGUACAGGAGGCGCUUCUGGGAGAAGGAUGCAGCACCCGAGGUACCCUAAAGAUCUCCCUGGCCAGCGCCUCCCAGGACCCCGGCCGUCGGGCUGUCCUCAUCGAUCUUUUCUUCAACAACUCUCGGGGAUUUUCCUUCAACCUGGGAGACUCCAGGACCAACAACGGAUACGACGGUGACGCGGGCACGACCCAGUACGACACGGAGAUCCACACUGUGUCCAACAACGGUUUCCGCAUCUACCCCGGGGACAAAGUGGCCGCUGCCCAACAGACACCUACAACCGUCCUAAACGCCUUCAGCACUCGCCUGACGCUGAUCGUGAGAGACGGGAAAGUCCAGUGGGUCUCCGACACCGCCUUCAACUAUCUGGAAGGUUCUGGAAUCUUCGGCCUCAACGGACAGACUGAUGACGUAGAGGCCAGGGGUGUGGCCAACUAUGACCUUUACCUUGGCCUCAACAAAGUGGUGUAUGGUUGGAGCAGGAUGGGCUCGGGGCUCUGUAAGGCGGCCAUCAGGUUCCUCUGUGAUAACGAGGUACGGCAAGUGACGUCACGCAGAAGUGACAGACGCCAACCACGGCGGGAGAGAUUUUUCCCAAGACGUAUCCCCGCUAGGCGCGCUUUGGUUUAAUCUGCGGGCUCCACUCACUCGAUUAUCCACCGUAAAACAUCUACUCCAUCAAUCUGACUCAAUGGUGAGCGGUUUGGUGGUGGUUCUAUCAUGUUUGUUUUUACCUAUGUUCUUUCACCGGAGAUGUUGAAAAUACAAACCUUGAGUAAUUUUGUAAAAUGACGUUGCUUGUUGCUAUACUGCAGACAUUGCUUGAAUUGACAAUGAUGAAAGUAUAAUAUUAUACAUGUUCAAUUUGUUUUUUGGGUUAUUUUGUUGUUGUUUUGUUUUGUUUUGUUAUUUUGUUAGAACAAGAACAUCACAUGAAGUCCAAGAACGAGGACUUGUCUGUGGACUCUUGGAGCUCACUGCUUCUUUCUUUCCGAGCUGAGCUGGCAGAAAGAAUGUAACAGACGCUGUCUCGGGCAUUCGUAACGAUGUUUAAUCUUCUACUAUCAUGGUUCUUUGAAAGAGAAAUUGUAAAUUCUGACUUAUCGCUUAGAGUCCUGUGUGUAGUUGAUGGCCAUUACUAUCCUGACUAGAAACAGAUGCUCCCUUCAGAAAAGUAAAAUGUAAUGUGGGUUUGUUUGUAAUUUCUCUCCCCCCCCCCCCCCUCUUUUUUUUUUUAGCAGAACGACCAUUUUCUAUACAAUGUAUUGUCAAUGUGUCUGCAGUGAAAGGAGAAAAAAAAUGAGUUUCGAGUUGUGUUUGUAAUUUUCAUAAGUGCAAUGUUACUUCCUUGUUAACGUGCCUCUAUAACUUGUUGACCUAUCGUCUUUCAUGAUUUGAAAUUAAAAAUGUCUUUUCCAAAAGUUGAAA
Molecule: messenger RNA, 1636 nt
Organism: Aplysia californica (California sea hare)
Lineage: Eukaryota; Metazoa; Mollusca; Gastropoda; Aplysiida; Aplysiidae
Source: RefSeq, a predicted model, not a curated record